AUGUCUACAACUUCUUUGAUUAGCCAGCUGCAUGAUGGUACUGAUAGGUGGAAAAUUAUCGUUCGAAUCCACAGGAAGUGGAAUGUUUUCCAUAAAUCAGCACCCAAUGAACUAUUCUGCAUAACCAUGAUCUUAGUUGACGUUGAGGGGAACAAGAUUCAAGUAAGUGUCUUGAACAAGAGCCUUCAUGAUCAGUUUAGAUCUUUCCCUUUGGAAGGACAUGUUUACUUUAUUGCCAACUUUGUGCUAUCUAAAAAUGAAAACCAAUUUAGAGCAACCACUCAUCCUUUUAAGAUAGCAUUCAGCCAGCAAACAUAUAUAAGGGAAGAUGCAGCGUCAAUUCCUGACUUAUUUUCAUUCUUUCCAAUAUCCAAGAUCAAGAAAGUCACUGACGAAAAAAUGAUUGACCAUCUAUUUGAUGUCAUAGGUUACUUGAAGAAGAUAAGUAAUCUUGAGGAGUAUCGCAAGGAUAAUGAGACUAAGCACAAACUCCGCAUGUUGUUGGUGGGCAAGGAUGAUAAUGAUGUCGAGUUAGUUCUAUAUGAUGAAUGCUCUACUAAUGCAUACAUGGCACAACUUGAACAUAAAGAAGGCCCUAUUGUGGUUGUUAUCAAUCUGUGCAGAAUAGGCUUCACUGAAGAUGGGAGACCUCAAAUAUCCAGCUCUUUUAAUGCUACUAGGGUUCUUUAUAAUUUGGCCAUAAAAGAGGUGAAGGAGAUGAUGGAUAGUGUGAAGGAGAUGACAUCACCAAUGAUAUGUACCUCUGCUCAGAGCAUCAGCCAACCAUCAACUCAAACUUUAGCAUCCAAUAUGAUGAGAAACACAAGGAAAAUAAAUAUUGCCCAAAUUCAUGACCAACCAGCUGAAUCAAGUUUCUUGAUAAGCUGUGUGAUUAUCAAGCUGGACACUCGAAAUGGCUGGAAUUAUGAUGGGUGUUCAAAAUGUGCAUCUAAGCCUAAGCCUCAGAAUGGUUCUUUGUAUUGCCCAUUGUGUAAAAAGAAACCUGCAUCUAUUGAGACAAAGCUGAAAUUACACUAUACAGUGGAAGAUGAAACUGGUAAGGUUAAUGUUGUUUUCUGGGACAAGUUGGCUAUACAACUAUUAGGACAAACAGCAACAGAGCUUAAGGUCAUUCUUCAUGAGGAUAAGCGAUCCUAUGACUUCCCAUAUGAGUUGGAUCAGCUGGUUGGCAGGAAAAUGCUAUUAAAGUUGAAACUUAAUGGCUACAAUAAAGAAUAUCCAUCUUCAAGUAUCAGUGUACUUCAGUAUACUGAAUGUGGCGAUUUAAUGAAUCAAUUCAUUGAAGCAGUUGAUGUAGAAGAACAAUCUGAUGGAGGUAUUGGUGAAGGUAUCAAAGAAGUUUCUACUGAGGAAGAUGUAGUUAAGGGAGAAAAGACAAACAUGGAAAACCCUAUUGUUGUUGACAAUGAUGCCAAAGAUUCACCAACUGACUUCCAUAGUAAUGAUAUUAAUGCUGGGCUUGAUGAGAUGGAUGUGUCUCAACUGAUUGCUGCAAAAACUGUCCCUUCCACCACCUACAUGAAGGGAAAGAGGAGAAAUGCUAUGAAGAGAUCUGCUGUUGUUGAUGAGAUUGAAAAGUCUUCUCAAGUGCAUGCAUCUUUUGCCUCGCUGCCAAAGCCAAUUAAAGCUAUCAAGCAAGAAAAGUAG
Molecule: messenger RNA, 1668 nt
Organism: Prosopis cineraria
Lineage: Eukaryota; Viridiplantae; Streptophyta; Magnoliopsida; Fabales; Fabaceae
Product: replication factor A protein 1-like
Exons: 11
Coding region: 1-1668 (555 amino acids)
Biological process (GO): DNA recombination; DNA repair; DNA replication
Cellular component (GO): nucleus
Molecular function (GO): DNA binding
Source: RefSeq, a predicted model, not a curated record